Molecule: messenger RNA, 189 nt
Organism: Meira miltonrushii
Lineage: Eukaryota; Fungi; Basidiomycota; Exobasidiomycetes; Exobasidiales; Brachybasidiaceae
Product: four F5 protein
Exons: 3
Coding region: 1-189 (62 amino acids)
Source: RefSeq, a predicted model, not a curated record
AUGACACGCGGAAAUCAAAGAGAUCUUGCUCGUGCAAAAAAUGCAAAGAAACAAGCCGAUGCAACAAAAGGUAAACGUGAUGAUGGCUUAACGGUAGCACAAAGAAAGCAACGUGAUGCUGAUGCCAUGCGAGCAAAGCAAGAGGCAGCUAAAGCAAAAGCGGACGGGAAAGAUUCUUCGGGAAAAUAA